This is a messenger RNA of Xyrichtys novacula (pearly razorfish), 16503 nucleotides long. The record is from the annotation of a GenBank genome assembly. Lineage: Eukaryota; Metazoa; Chordata; Actinopteri; Labriformes; Labridae.
UUCCAGCCGGACACAAUACGGGACGGAAACCAAACAGCCACGUAGUGAAAGGCGAAGCUCGCAGAGAGGUGAGCAUUUAUUGCCAUUUGUAUGAUUUAUCGAAAUUGUCAAUGUGUAAAUUGAACACGAUGUUCGUAACGCACUCACGGGAGAGAAAGUAAUCUGCGUGUUUAUUCGGAAUCUUCAAGAAUUCUCUCAUUAGCCGAUUUAGCUUGACAGGUCCCGUCGUAAACACGGCUAACGCUCGCUAGCUGUCUCAUUAGCACGGUGAGCUAGUUUUAGCCACCCUACUUUGAAUCUAUCUCUGACGACUUAUUUGUUCUGUUUUGUUUUAUUUUAUCUAUAUAUAUUGCACAGAGACACUAGGGGAAGCAGCUGCCCUCCACGCAGGGACACGGAUAAUCCCCACGGUCUUAAUUAAGUUAAAGAGUGACACUUGAAAGGGUUGACAUGUCACUGCCUGUGGAGACUGCGCACAGAUAUCUGAUGAUCAGAGCUGAAACAAAACAUCUGACAUUUCAGCCUGUUAUGAUUCUUAAAGAGAUUUUCUCUUCUGUGUCCUCUGUGUUAAAGCCAACGUGUGUAUAAAGUGUCAUGUGCAGGUUAAUCUAUAUUUAACGCUUCCAGAUCUACUUAUCUGCAGACCGAGGCUGUUAUCCCCUGACUUAUUACAUAACAUUAUUGCUGUCUCAAACGGAUCACUCAAGAGGAGCUUCACUUUCUUCUGUGAUGUUGUCUGAUCUAUCAAAAGUAUGUAAUUCCCCUUACAUGCCCUGCAAGUUAUAAGCCACAUGUAGGGCUGGACGAUAUGGGAAAAGGUCUGUCACGAUAUAUUGAUAUCGAUGUAUAUCAUGAUAUAAAAAUGAAAUUUAACAGUGCUUAUUGGUUGCAUGUCUUUCGCAAUACAAUAAUGCAGCGUUUAAGUUACCUCGGAUGUCGGAUGUCAGAGCUGGGAAUGACUUUACACCUGAGUUGACGGUGUUACAGAUGGACGCCUACAGUUACCCGUUGUUAGCUGUUGAUACUAUUGUCAGUUGUUGUUAGUUGUUGUUAGCUAUACCAGUUGUAAACAACCCAUAACACAGUAAUUUACUCUUACAAACACCAUAGCACCUUGUUCACAGGUAGAUGUUUGGCAGUACAACAUAAACCACUAAUUUAAAUUCACAAAAACAAAACAGAAGUGCUAAUAAAUAAUACAUUACAAGCGUUUUUACUGUUACUCUUUACUGUUGAUGCACUGUGCUGCCAUCUUGAAUUAUGACGUUGUCGUCAAGUCGGGGUUGGCGAGGAUCGUCAGACUUUCCGACUCAGUGUUUGGAAAUCCCGACUUCUGGGUACAGUUGAAUGCAGCAUAAGCUACUGCAUCUGUGAGGUCUUCGUGUCUCUUUGACAUUUUGUCGCAAGGCCUUGCGCUAGAGAAAGCGGAAUGGUCGGCUUUUUCAACUGCACAGACGCCAUGGGCUCCUUGCUCCGCCCGGGAUUUGUAACCUUUUGCAAUGUGCGUGCUCUGCAGCGUGGCACUGCUUCAGAAAAAAACAAAAAUACCUCCACACCACAGACAUCUUCGUGCCAGUGUUGUCGAUGACGUCAUCAUCUGUUGAACCUUCAUCUGCAUUUCUUUCGGGGGAAGCACUCAUUUUCUUUUAUUCUCACUGUCAGUGCUGUCGGCUAUGGUUGUGUGUAGCUACAGCCUGAUACUACACAGUUGUUUGCCACUUGGUUCUAAUUCAGCACAUGAUUGGUUCAGCGUGGAGCAGACCCGGAGCAACUCCCCUUUUAAUUGGCUAUUACUAAAACAUGGCAGAAUGCCGUCUGUUGAAAAGGAUAUUGACCAUGAUUUAUAUUGAUAUUGAGGGAAAUUAAUUUUCUAUACAUGUUGUUUUAUCGCCCAGCCCUAGCCACAUGCCUAACUGUGUUUCUCUCUUUGUAGUGCUGUGGACACUGGCAUGAUCCCAACUGGCCUCCAUCCAGCAAAGAUGGUUUUGUGAGAACCUUUUUCCAUUGUGACUGUUCAGCGUUUUAAUGGAGAUGGAUACUAAUGAGUCGGGAGGACUUCAGAUGGAGGCGAAUGCCUCUCAUGGAGACAAUGUCAUAAAAUCCAAAGAGGCUGGAACUCAUGAAGAUGAAACACUAUUGAAACAACAAGGGCUGGAGAACGCACAAAACACCAAUGGGAAUAUCCCUAAUGGUAGGUAACAGCGCUGCCUCAAAACACGACUAUGAGAUAUGGCUGUAUGGAUUUGUGCCGGACAUGGUUUGAAAGGAUUUUAACACCCCCACUGGCAUGGAUUGGAAAAACAAACAAGAAGAUUUUUACCUUUAAAUACCUGAAAUAUUUGAAAAAAAGAGAUGGAAAUGUAAAGGUUGACAUGCUACAAUCAGCAACAGGACUGGGGGUCUGUUCCUACAGCUGAGCUCAUCUAUCACCCCUAAGUGUGUUUGACCCUUAAAUAAAUGAGUAAUUUCUAUUCUGGAAAAUUAAUUUAAUAAAAAUUUAGUUAUAGAUAUGCACUGAGUAAAGGUAGGUAUCAUUGCACUGCUUAAUAUCAUUUUUCGCACAUGUGUUUGCAUUGUACUUUCUCGGUGUGAUUGUCUGAAGGCAGCACCUGGCUGUUGUCACUCAAAGGAGGUAGCUGCUGUCACCUUCUCAUUAAGUGCCAUCACAUAAAUCAUUGCCAAGAGAUGUUUUUAUUGCUCUGCUUCUUUCUGUAAAGGCCAGUAUUGUGUUGUGGUUAGCUUAUUUUAAAUUCUGCUCUCUCUUCUGCAGUUAUUUCCCCUGCAGGGAUAUAACUGGGAUCUCUUUUAUCUAACACUGGUAUCAUGCCAUGCAUGACCUGUUUUGGUGGGUAGUAAAAGGCCUCAGGCUUUCUACUGCUCUGUGUUACAUGGCUCUUUGAGCUAAUGUGUUAAAUAGCUGAAAUGAAUUCUAAUUGGUAAUUAUCAGGCAGGUACUGUCCUCACAGCUCAUUGUUAUUAAAGGAAGAGAAGCAGCCUCAGGGGAAGGAAAAUCAGACAAUUUAAAGACUCCUGAGAAUAUGCUAAAAGGACAUUUCUGAGGAUAUAUUUCUGCGGUGUGUGAACAUUUAAAAAUAUAAGUCAAGUGCAAUAGAUAUGAACUUUAAGGUUUUAUAAAAAUAGAUUUCUUUGCUACAUUUAGUAAACCUGCUUUAUGUUGGUGUGGUUUGAUUAGAUUUCUUUAACAGACUUUAGCAACAUGAAUAAGAAAUCACACAACUGCUGCUGGGUUUCAAACAGAUGUCAUGUGACGCCACUGAUUUCCAGUGUGGCCCAUCCCACAGUAAACCAGUCAUAAGAUCACAGACUGCACAGCACUGGCAGAAACCGUUGCAAAAUAACCAUAACAAUCCCAACUUAUGCAGUAACUUAUGUUGUGGAUUGAACUUUUCACCCAGAGUUUGAAGCUGAUACAAACAAAUCCUCUUCAUAGCCUCUAUAUUGAUUGGUUUGCAGGAUGAGCCUUCACUGUGAUUCUUCAUAGGAAGUGCAGCCAAGGGGAUGUACCAACUGCCCACAUGUUGCAUGAAUGUUUCCAGCUCAGUGCUUCAGCCUGACAAAGUUGCCAAGCCUGCAUAACAAGUGGAAUAACUUAGCUGCAGUCGAGCUCACAAGAUGUUCGAAUGACUAAUUGACAAAUUCCUCACUAAAUCUCUCCCCCCUUCUCCUUCAGGUCCCGUCAGUUCAGAUGUGAUGCCAAACGGAGAUGGACUGGCAGAGGGCUUUGGUGCUGCGGGGGAAACUCAUAUAAAUGGGUCCUUGUCUCCGACAGCCCCUCCUCAGAGCACCAGCUCCCCUGUCAACUCCCAGACCCAAGAGCCCUCCCCAGGUGUGGCUUCUUAUCCACCCAUGAUGCUAGAGAGGUCUGAGGGGGCUAGUGCUGAGGUCACGGUUCACACGGGUGAUUCAUUGCAGUCGCUCAGACUCAGUAUACCUAUGCAGGAGACUGAAUUGUGUAAGCAUAAACGUAUGUGGAGUGAUUUUCCCCUCAUACCCCUGUAUUUUGACCUUAUUUUUCUGUGGGAUGUUUGCCCCUGGGAUCUUCUUUUUAACCCCCAUGUUUAUGAAUAACCCAAACAGAAGGGGCUUGUGGGAAAUUUUCCAACACAUGCAAAUUUGAUCACUGGAUUAGAUUUUGGUGUGGGUGUUUGAUUUGGGCAACGUUUGGAUGAAUGUCUGUGAUUUUGGAACGAACCCUUUGGCAUGUUUUGGUUUUGUUAUUUUUAAAAAAAUCAUUUUUAUUUCGUUUGGCUUCAAAAUGUUCCAGUAACUCCCACAGAAAACAUACGUAGAGCAGCAUAAAAGCUUAGCUUUGUUUUUGUGUUUGGAUGGAACGUAGCUUACGCAAUGCAUUUUCUAAAUGCAUUUGAAGAAGUCUUUAUUAAAUCAGGUAGAAUACUGGCUGCAGUCAUGACUGUAUUGAAGUCAUGACUGAAACCAAAUUUAGCAUGGGGCGCCUUUCUAAUUAAGAGUGUAAAGAUGAAACGUCAAGUUUCUUGCCUGCAGAUUAACAUAGUAAAUGCCAAUGAAAAUUAACAAACAUGAUCAUUCUAAACUAACAUGAGAGCUUACAAGCUCACAGUUCUUGUACAAAGUGUUGCAGAUGUGUUGUAUAUGGGCUGAGAAAUAUUCUCUUGCUUUUUUAGCCAAUCAGCAGCCAUCACUGGAGAUGGAGAACGAGGAGAAGAUCCGCUUGGAGGCUCGCCGCCGUCUGGAGGAGCAGCUGAAACAGUAUAGAGUGCAGAGACACAAGGAGAGGGUCAGUGGGUGGAAUAUCGGGCUCUUUCAGACUUUUCCUAUUUUUUUUACCUUAACUUUAUUCUUGACUUUUCAAUGACUUCUCGAAGUGCAUAAUGAGUCAUGCCUGGUCUCAAUACUCUUCUAAAGAAGGCUUUUCUUUCACUUCCGUAGUUUGGUUUAGUUGUUUUUGAGGGUUUUAUGAAUGGCUAGUGUCAUUGUGUAUUUUCUUUCAUGUCUUUCUAGUCUCACCGCAGCACCCCGAAGAUAAGGCCAUCUAGCACCCUAGAUCCAGAGCUCAUGCUGCACCCUGAGGCUCUGCCCAGAGCCAGCACUGUUGCCAUGACCAAGGAGUAUUCCUUCCUGAGGACCAGUGUCCCCCGUGGUCCCAAACUGGGAAGCUUGGGAAUUCCCCCUCCGAAAGAAAGGAAGUCCAGAUCACCCCGCCCGAGUAAGAUCCACUCCUUAGCUGACUACAAGUCUCCUGAGAGUGACGGUGGAAAUGGAGGAGGAGGUGGAGGAGUAAGAGCAGCAGACAGCACCAUGAGCUCCCUCCAGUCCACCAUGAGCUCAGUCUCUACUCUGUCCGAGGUCAGUGUGAUGUCAGAGGGCGGCACCUGUGAGGCAGAUGCGCAGCAGGGAGCUUCGCUUCAGAUCGGGGACAACGUGUCAGAGAUAGACGGCAGUGAAUCUGGAACAAGACCGGGGAACGACGGCAAUGACAGCGACAGCUCGUCUUACAGCAGUGUGUCCACCAGAGGGACGUACGGUAUGCUUUCUGCUGCAGUGGAGAGGCAGAGGGGGCCUUACACAGUCGAGGGGAGAGAGAUCGCCCCUGAUGCGAUGGGUCAGUUCCCCUCCCUGCAGGAGGUGCUGCAGGCAGCCAAAGAGGAGCAACAUCUGCUGGAGCUGGAGCAGGAGAGAGAAGGGACAGCAGAGCCUCGCAGCCGCAGAGACAGUUUCUCCAGCAGGUAUUUAUCAGGAUUUCAACCUGCCUGAGCAAGUCCAGACUCUGAAGUGAUGUUUGUGAUCAAUUUAAGAUAAUAAAAUGCCAAUAUAGUAAUUCCAAAAUUCAUCAGAUUGACAAGUUAUGUUGUUGACAUGUGUUUCAGUGUUUCUUUGGAGAGUUCAGUGAUGGGGCAUGAUGAAAUGCUGCAGGUGUUGAAAGAGAAAAUGAGACUGGAGGGUCAGCUGGAGUCUUUGUCAUCUGAAGCCAAUCAGGUAAGAUUACGUAUAAUUUCUUUUUACAUUUAACAGAUCCCCUUCAGAAAUUAUUUAACUCUAAACCACCUCAGGUCAGGAUUGUUGUGAAAUGCAGCAUUGGCAAGAUCAGAUCACCUGAUAACCUAAUAUUGAAAAAACUGUCCAUCCUCCUUUAAGUGUAAUUCACAAUAUAUGAUGAUCAGUGUUGAGUCUUCCUAAUAAAUGUUGAUCCUGAUGCUGGUGAUUAUUUCCAAGUUGUGACUCGCGACAUCCAAGAAGAUUACAUUUAGUCUAAUGACUGUUACCUUACCUGAGAAGGUUGACACUGUACGGGAAACCCCAGGAACGAUCGGACUCAGGUGCUGACAAAGCUCUUCUGUCCUCCAGGCCCUCAAGGAGAAGACAGAGCUUCAGGCCCAGCUGGCUGCAGUGAACGCUCAGCUGCAGGCCAAGAAGGAGGAGGCCCAGGUCAGCCAAGAGAAGCAGGGUGUCCUCAACGCGGAGGUUGGCACACUGCGGCAGAACUGCAGUCAGCUUGAGAAGGCCAUGGUGGAACUUCAGGGAAGUUUGGAGAGCAAAAAUGCCAGCUUGGCUUCUUUGAGUAAUGACCUUAAGGUGGCAGAAGACCAAUACAACAGGCUGAUGGGGAAGGUGGAGGAAAUGCAAACCACUGUAACAUCAAGAGAUAACACUGGUGAGUGAUGGGGAUCCAGAGUCAGUAUGGAGGAGGGGAACCGUGUCCACUGGUUUUAAACACUCACACAGAACUGAUGGAGAUGUCUUACUCUUGCACUUGCAGUUCAGGAGUUGCGUUUGCAAAUGGGCGGCCUCCAGAGCCAGCUUCAGCAGGUUCAGGUGGAGCGCAGCACUCUGCAGAGCCGGCUGAAGACCUCUCAGGCUGAAAUCGACUCACUGCAGCAGGUCCGACAGUGGUACCAGCAGCAGCUAGCACUGGCCCAGGAGGCAAGAGUGCGGCUGCAAAGUGAAAUGGCCAACAUGCAGGUAAGGUCGACGCUAACAGGAUGCAUCAAAGCUUCAUUCGAUUCAGACGUGUGUAUACUUGAAACUUUUGUCGUUUUGUUGUCUCCCUCAGGCUGGACAGAUGACUCAGUUUGGUGUCCUCGAACAUUUGAAGCUGGAGAACGUGACUCUGUCCCACCAACUCACUGAGACACAACACCGCUCCAUCAAAGAUAAAGAGCGAAUCGCCGUCCAGCUGCAGAGCAUUGAGGUCUGUCUGUGAAUGUGUUAUUAUUAAACCCCCUUUAGGAAACAACCCUGUAAAAUAUCAAGUAUCGUUUCAUUUUUGUUUGUAUUAUUUUUGUGUCAGUUUGAGUGCACCGAGUAAAACCUUUUAUUGUCUGUCAUUUAGGCUGACAUGCUGACUCAGGAAGCUGCUUACAAGCAGAUCCAGGAUGCAAAGACCAUGGUGGAGGAUGAUCUGCAACAUAAACUGGAGGAAUUUGAAGAAGAGCGAGACCGUUUAGUGAAACUGGCCAACACUGCCAGCACUCUGGAACGAGAACUAGAGCAGGUAGUCACGCCAAAUUUAACCCUGAUUUAUGUUCGAGCUUGAGUGGUCUAAAAAAAAAGGUCUUGUUUUAAUCUGCUCUUAACUGCUUUUCACGCCUUAUCCAUCUUAGGUUAAACUGACCCUUGCCCAGAAGGACUUGCAGCUUCAGUCACUACAGAAAGAGCAUCUGGAGUUGAUGCGCCAGCUGACUACCACUCAGGAGAGCCUGCAAACCAAAGAGCAGUCCAUCAACCAGCUGGAAGCCCGUUACCUCGAGCUCGAGGCCCAGCUAGCGGAGCUGCAGACGGAGAGCAACACCAAGGACGACAACAUCCAGUUUCUCCAGAACGAGAAGAUUGUCCUGGAGGUGGCUCUGCAGGCGGCCCGAGCCGACAAGAGCCAGCUUGAUGAGAACGCUGAACGGCUUGGAGAAGAUGUCCUCGUGGCAUCGGAUGUCCUGGACGAGCUCCGACAAGAGGUCCAGGUCAAAACCAACCAGGUAUGAGACAGGAGGGGAGGUGGAAAUCUCAAAAAUAAACUUAAAUGGAAGAAAGUGAGAAUAGAAAUAAUGUAAACGUGAUUAAAGCAAAACCAGCAGCUUCACAACAAAUAAUGAUAUUUCCUUUAACAUGAGAGAAUUUCUCUUCAUACUCUGUUUUUGAUAUUAUUCUUUUUUAAAUAAAUAUAUAUUUUUUUAUUUCAGGAAACCAAUAGAGAGUUCACUUUUUGAAAUAUUAUUACUAUUAUAUCAACACAUAUUAGACUGUAUUCACAUGAUUGUGUUACAAAGUUCCCAGGUCCACCUUUUUAUAAUAAAACUAUAAAAAUAAAUCAAUAAAUAAAUGAUGUAUAAUAAAAUUCAGUCAUUUAAACUAAUAAUUCAGAGACUCACAGGUUUAACUUAGUCAGUCCUCUUGGUCCAAAUCCUGUCAAAUCUUUGCUUUUGGACUCUGGGGGAAAUGAUAGUCUUUCCUUAAACGGAAUUUCAUACAAUAUCCCAUCAAUAUUAUUAUGUUUGUUUUUUUAUAAUCACAGCUUCUCUGACCCCCAAAUCACAUCCUCUAACCAAAAGAGACUUUAAAUUUAAAAUGGCAAAGGCAGCAAAUCAUUUUGUCAAAGAAGCUGAAACCAUCAAAUAGUUAUUUUUUAUUUAUGUUUUACAGCAUUAUUGCCUAGAAAGAGAGAAAAUGUAGGGAGCAGGGAGCAGGGGUGACAUGCAGGAGUUGGAGGAGAGACUGAAGUCUAUGAAUACGGGGUCGGCCUUUUUAACCACGGUGAUCAGCCAGUCCAUGCUUUAAAAAUGAUUACAACUAUUUAUUAGAUUAGAUUAGAUACAGCUUUAUUUUUUAUUUUGGGAAGGUUCCCUCUAGAAAAUUAAAAAAAUUAUAGGAACAUCAAAAUAUUGAAAAACGUUUUGAUCGAUUGAUCGUUGCAUCUCUUACAGAAACUUUUGAAAUAAUGUAUAAAAACGUUCUUGGCCACGGUGGGCAGAAGCUCUCCCAUGAAACUCGUACACUGCGCUCAGAGCUUCUUUUGGAUCCUUUUGAUGAAGAUGUGCAUUUUUCAUUUAACUGAGCAGUAACUAGUCUGCACAAACCAAAACAAAAACAUGUACACAAAAUCCAAAUACCAUUCAACACGGUGUUUCAUCUUUUAGUUUAUUUUGGUGUUUUCUACCUCCACCAUAUAAACUGAUAAAAUCCUCCUUUUUUUGGCAGAUUGAAACUCUUCAACAGGAAAACAGUUCCCUGAAAAAACAAGCUCAGAAACUGAAGGAACAAUUCCAACAACAAAAGGUAAGCCAUCUCCCAAGCUGCCACCUGAGACGACAAACAGCCGUCUCUUUCUGUCUAUAGUCAGUAGCAGUCAGGGAGAAGUGUGAUUGUAAAGACAGUAUGAAGGAAUAUUUGUCUGCUCUGUACUAGCUGGCUGAGGCUCAAGCUGACGUGGGAGGACGUAUUGUGAAACCAGAUGGCUGUUAUCUCAAAGGAGAGGGCUUGUUGCCGUGCCUCAGUGGAUUUAGCGCUGAUGGAUGCUGAUCAUUUCACAUUGACAGGCUGUCAGAGAGAGGGUGGAGUUUAAUGACAGCAUGACAGUCUGUUAAUUGUUUUCAAUUUCUUUUAAGACUUGGGUUUUUGAUGAGCCUUCAGACUCAGUCAAUAACAUUCGUCUCGGUCUUUUAACUAAAGCCGGGUCUGCUCUCAGCAGUCUGUAAAAGACAGACGUCCCUCUGGUGGUAAAGAAGAAUGAGAAAAGUGUGCAAGAUACUGGCAAAAGAAUAAGACGAGGUGUUUACAGACAGCUUUCUGUAUUUUUUUGAACCAUUUUUAUCCUUUUUUCUCUUAAUAUUUACAUCUUCAUGUUGUUCCUUUUCUUAAAUAACACUGCAUAAGAGUUUACAAUAAAAUGACAACAUAUUUGGAAGCUUAAGAGCCCAAAGACCAAAACCAUCUAUCUGAGCUUCCCAUCGGUGCUGUUUUGAAAUGUUUUCCUUGGAUAUCUUCUUUUCUGUUCCUGCUUGAAACUAACACAAGACUAUUUAUGCUGAAACAUGAAUCCUUUUAAAACCCUUUUUUGUAUAAAUCUUCUUGUUCAGUUUUCUAACACAAUUUGAAAUCUAACUUUCUCCUGCAUGGAGAUGACACAGAGCGGGACAUAAAUACUCUUGCAGCCUUCUCUGGUUAAAAAUCUCUUUCACGCUGUUUCUUUAGCAAGAAGUAAAAGGGCAAGACUGCUUACACUGCGCAGAGAGGAGAGCUGUCGUUUAAUCACUUAGACAAACACUUAUUGACUCCGCAGGUGAUGGUGGAAGCCUACCGCCGGGACGCCAGCUCCAAAGACCAGUUGAUCAGUGAGCUGAAGUCCACCAAGAAGCGUCUGCUGGCGGAGGUGAAGGAUCUGAGGCAGGAGCUGCUGGACGCUCAGGGAGAGAAGCAGAAGGGAGAGCUGGAACAGGCCCGGCUGCAGAAGGAGGUGGUGAGGGUGCAGGAGCAGAUGAGCAACAUGGAGACUCACCUGCAAGCGAUUCAGAAAGAGAGGGAUCAGCUGGAAACCCAGAUACAGGUAUGCAUGAAUAUCCUAAUGUGCUGAAUAAGUGUGAGUCAUGUCAGCAGGUACUCACAGUUUCUCCCCCGGAUUCAGUCUCUACAGUUUGAUCAGAGCCAGCUCGCGGCAGUGACUGAAGAGAACGAAGGGCUGAGGAAACAGGUGGAGCAAAUGGAGGGGGAGGCCAAAAAGUGAGUCAUGUGCUUCGUAGAGAUCUGGAAAGCUUGAACGAUUCCCACGUUAAUGAGUUGGACCGCCAUGAACACCCCUGUUGUCAUGUGUUAUUUAUAAACACAAAUAGAGCGCACUGAUUAGUCAUGAUGUGUUUUUUUUUUGUCAAAAGCACAUCCUUUCAAACCAUCACACCGUUUGUGUGUUAUCUAACCCCAUUACAUGGAAUUUAAAACAUGUUUGGUGUGUAUACAUGUUUGUAUAGUACAUCUGAAUCUAGAUUUCUUAUGUGUGUAUGAUAUGCUGUCAGAUCAAUACUUGAAUAUCUGAAAUGCCUUUAACAGGGCGAUCUCAGAGCAGAAGGUGCGCGUGAAGCGACUGGGGACAGAUCUGACCACUGCUCAGAAGGAGAUGAAGGCCAAACACAAGGCGUACGAGAACGCCGUGGGCAUCCUGAGCAGGAGGCUCCAAGAGGCGCUGACUGACAAGGAGACGGCUGAGGCAGAGCUGGUCAAGCUCAAGGCCCAGGUGUCUGAUGGGGGAGACAGCCAGGUCCUGCAGGUACCUUAGAAAAUCUGAAAACUCAGUAAUAAGCUCAGGAUGGAGCUGCAGUUGUUAGGUAUUAGGACAAGCAUCGGACGAGAUGUAUCAGCAGGAGGUCUCUUGUAUUUUUGCGAAUCUGAAUGAUUAAAAUACACAUAGUUAAAGUUUUACUCGUCUGCGCUCUACAAGCAUCAGCAAAUCUGAUUUUUGAAUCAAAUAAAACAAGAUUUCCUAAAAACCCUGAAAAUUUCACCUAUGAGAUAAUGAGGCGGUAUCAAUAAAACGUUUGGUUUUCAUUUUCUUCCAGGAGAAGAUUAAGGUCUUACAAACUGAGCUGAAGGUUGUCACCAAAAGUAAGACGAUGCUGGAGAAGGAGCUGCAGGAGGUGAUCACCCUCACCUCCACAGAGCUGGAGGAGUACCAGGAGAAGGUCAUGGAGCUUGAGGACGAGGUAAACACUCAUCAUUUGAUUUCUUGGUGCUUUUUUGCAUGUUGCUUUGUUACUUUUCUAUUAUCUCUCAGUUUACAUCUGCUAUUUUAUAAUAAUGACGUUUAUUGAUUCGACAGCUUCAAGAGUCCCGGUGCUUCAAGAAGCGGAUUCGAAAGUUAGAGGAUGCCAACAAGAAGCUAGCGCUCGAGUUGGAACAUGAAAAGGGGAAAUUAGCAGGCCUGGCACAGUCUCACAACACACUGAAGGAGCACUCCAACAUUUUAGAGACAGCUUUGGCCAAGAGAGAGGCAGACCUCGUCCAACUCAAUUUACAGGUGAGGAAUUAGCUUGCAUCUGAAAAUGAGGAUAAAAUUUGUGACGUGUCCUCGAGUGUUGUUGUUGUUGCUGGUUACUGCGAAUCAAAGCUUGAUUGAUGCACUUCCAAGAACACUGUUUUGCCAUCGAUUCUUUUUUUAGGUUCAAGCUGUUCUGAAGCGUAAAGAGGAGGAGGAUCAGCAAAUGAAGCAGGUGGUGCAGACACUGCAGCUCGCGUUGGAAAAAGAGAAAGCCAAAGUAAAGGACCUGAAAGAACAGGUACCACUUCUCAGCAGUACAGCAGUGCAGUUUUAUUUUUGACUUGCAAAUUAUUAAAAUUAUUGCAGAGCCAACAAUUUAAAUGUAUUUGAAUACGUGUUUUUGAGACUUUUUCCUGAGCACAUAAACAACGCUAGAGUUCAAAGCUGAAUUUCCACGUACAUCUACAGUAUUCUGCUGUACAGUGGUUUUUAUGGCUGUAAUCAUAUAAUGUGUCCUCUAGGUGGCAGCAGCAAAGGCUGAAGCAGCCCACAACAGGAGGCACUACAGGGCUGCCAUGCUUGAGCUGUCUGAGAUCAAAAAGGACCUGCAGGCCAAAGAGGACCUGGUCAAGGCUCUGCAGACUGAAUCCCAAAAACUACAGUAAGAGCAUUUCAUGGACUGACGAAUUCAGGGACUUUUUUUGUUUCCGCUCCUGUAAAAAAAUAAUGUGUCGUACUCUGCAGGGCUCAGGAUGAGCAGCACGCUAAGGAGGUUUCCAGGUUCCAGGAGGAGCUGGCCGAGGCCCACUCACAGCUCCAGAUCCUCCAGAAACAACUGAACGAGGAGAUGGCCAAGCAGCCGCUCACUAACCAAGAGGUAAAGAUUUGGAAUGAGGGUUAUAACCAAACAUUUCACUAAUGAUAAAAGAUCAGGAUCAGUUUGAAGAUUUGGUCACUUAUUAAUAUAAUGUGUAACUGCUCAUUCAGGUGGAGGACCUGAAGUGGGAGGUGGAGCAGAGGCAGAGGGAGAUCGAGGCUCAGAAGCAGCAGCUGGAGAUGAUGGAGCAGUGUCAGCACAGGGAGCUGGACAACCUACACAAAGCUCUGCAGGCAAGUUUAUGACUCGAUCAUAACUAAAUGAAACAGUGAACACAGAGUGAAGAAAGUUCUCACCGGACAGAUUUAAUCUCAUCACCACUACCCUCCUUUGUCUGAGAAGACUUGAUUAACUCACCGGGAUUAUUGUCUGUCUCAGAACAUCAAGGUGGAGCUGGAGUCGGUGCAGGAGGAGCUGAGCAGCACCAGGAAGGACAAGUUUAUGCUGCAGGCUAAAGUGGGUGAGCUGAGGAACAGCAUGAAGACGGUCCUGCUGCAGAACCAGCAACUCAAACAGGACCUGAAACAGAACCGUAUUAGAAAGGUGAGACUCUUAAAUUUAUUUAGACAUCUUUUAAAAAAUGUAAAAUCACAGAGUUCAGUGUUUGGAUUCAGUAGUUGAGUGUUACAGAGUGUUUAGUGAUUGUUAGUUAGAAAAUCCUUUACUUCAUAUAAAGUUGCUUUUGAUUCAGAUGUCUUUACUUAGAAAUUAUUCACAUUAUUUAGAUUCUUAUUCUUCUUUUUUCACAAACUUUCAACCAACAGAAAUAAAUGAUUUUUGAAAAUGAUAAAAAGAAAUUGUGUUUAUGAUAUCUACUGGCUAAAAACAUCUUUUAUUAUCUUUGUAUAUACAUUUCACAUUGAUUACACCGGCUCAGUUUCACACGGCUGGGACAGAAACACUCACUUUUAUGACUGUUUACAAAUCUGACAGCCUGUUUUAUAAAGAUAGAAAGGACAGAUUUUGUGCAGAAUAAGAAAUAUAGACCCAACAUGCCUGCUGAUGGAAAUAAAAUUACAAAACUGAUCUGUGUUUUGACGAUUUUGUCGAAGCAGCAGCGCAUGGAGCUGAAAAGUGAGGGGAACCCAUCCAACCCAGUGACACCAGUUAAGAUCCCAGACUGCCCAGUGCCUGCCUCUCUGCUGGAUGAGCUGCUUAAACCAUCAACAUCUGUCAACAAGGAACCGCUGAACAACCUGCACAACUGUCUACGGCAACUCAAGUAAGUACUUGUCCAAACAACAGUAUUUAGUUAACAUUAUCACCAUGAAGCUCUUUAUUGUGUUGUGCUGAGCAGCCGUCUAAAUGUCAACUUACGUGUAAAUUUUUCAUUUCUCAGGGAGGAGAUGGACAGCCUCCAAAGACAGAUGGAGGAACACACAGUAACAGUGCAUGAGUCAAUGAGCUCGUGGACAAACACAGAGGAGGAGCUGGCUCAACUGGGGACUGAAAACAACAUCUCGACAUCAUCAAACAACAUGGUGGUAGAAAACAACAACGAAGCCGAACAAGAGCAAUCGUAACUUUUCAAGAACUUUUCUCAGGCCAAUCAAGGGAGAGUGGAGUUUUAUCCACAAAGGCACUUUUAAGCCCCUUAUUCUCUUUCUCUCUUUUCUUAACAAUUGCUGCCAACAUUUGGCAUCCUCCCAUCAGCACAGGAGUGCUUUUGCAGAGUAAUACUUUCUAUAUCAUAGCUUUAUUCUUUCUUCCUUGUUUCAUGGUUGUUUUAUACUUUGGUUAUGCUGUUUUCACAUUUAUUUAUUUAGACUCAAGGGAUUAAAACUUAUCAGAAAGCCUCCCCGAGAGAACCCUCACAUCUUUAGAAAUACGGUGUUGUUAUAUAGCUAAUCUGUUAGGCCAGUUUCCCCUGUUGAGUCCACAGUUUUCCUCACAGAAAAAAACAAACAAAGGUAUUUAGUCGUCAUUAACCUCCUGGUAUAAAAUCAGCAGCUUUGAUGCUGCUUAAAGAAGACUGAGAUUAUUUUAAAGAGUGUUUUUGGUGACAGAAACGAGCGAUAAGUCGUUCUAGACUGGCUAUAAACUGUUCUUCCAUUUUGUCGUGCCUGUGUUUGAGUGAAUUUGCUCAUCCAUGAUUAACUGAAGUGGUUUCACCCCCAUGUGGAAGAUGAGGCAUCACUCCUUGACAUGAAGUUAAAAGUCAUGCACACUUGUUGUGGGUUUAUUUGUAUGGCCUCUUGUUUAAAAUGCAGUGUUUCUUACUUUUCUUGAAACCAUAUCACCCUGGGUUCUUAAUCUCUAAAAACGUUCAUCUCAGUUAAGGUUGGAGGUGUUCUGUCCUAGCAUGGACUGCGGUCAUUUGAAGCAAAAAGCCUUAAGUAAACUGUAUAGGACUGUGUUGGUUUGAAUGGGGAUAUUUCUGCUUGGAGUGUGUGCAGGAUGUUAAAUGUUAUAUUGUAUAUGUGUGCUAAUCCCUAACUGAAGAAUGGUGUAAAUUGUCAAAGAAGUUGGUCACAUGAACUGACAUUGCACACUUGAUUAAGACUUUACUGACGGAGGAGAAAAGUCGUAAAUGGAGCAAAAACAUAACUUCUUCUAACAGGAGGUGCAAUUCGAUGUGUUUGUUUUCUGUUACAUUUGGUACAUACUGUAUUUACAAAAAAAAUGGCAACCCCUGAAUCAGAUGUUAUACUUGUUUUAUGGCAUGGUUAAGGGGAUAAGUUAAUUGUUUUCAGAGUUUAAUAUAUGAAUGAAUACACUUUCUUUUUGUAUAAUUGUAAAUUCAUCAUAGUUGUUUAAUAGUGUAACAAAGAUGAAAUGCAAGAUAUCAUGCCAACCAUAAGUCAAAGCAGAAAGUUACUCUGGUACAGCAGCACUAAACUGACAGUGUAGAGGGGUCAUUGGGUUCUGCAUUGGCUUCCUGCGUUCAGCUCUGCCGCAGUAUCUGUCCGGGUUCGACAAGUUUUUUUAACUCCACUGUUUGCAUUUAAAUUUCCAAAGGGACAAACAUAUUUUGAGGGCAAUGCUCAUUGAGGAAAAUAACAAUAAAUAUUUAACAUAUACUGUGCUCUGAUGAAAAUAUUUUGACUGUAUCUUCCAAACUACCUUCCUCUGUAACUUUGGGUAGUAUGAAAUAACACUUGCUAGGGCUUGUCUGCGACCUACACAUCUUGCUGUAUCUACUUUUUUUCUCAAAGAUUGGGACUGAUUCAUUCCUAUGUUAUAACAUUUGUUUUGGGAGAUGUGAUUGUAUUUAUCAUAAAAUUGCACUAUUCAUCCAUCAUAAUAGUUUGUGCUCAUUAAUUGAUCAUUAUUUCUGACUAUAUUUUAUCACAUUACAAGACAAUAUAUAUCAAACUUUGUAUGCAGUAAAUGUCCCUUCUGCUAUCCAUGUUAUUUAAGGAAGUUACCUAGUUUGAACAUUCGCACAAAAUAAUUUCAACUUUAAAUAGGACAGAAAAAAAGGUUUUCAAAAAAGGGGGUCUGCAGCAUCUUAGAGUUGGUUUUUGGUUGUCUGCAAAUUAUUUGAUCCCUCUGCUAGCAAAGACUGGAAACAUAUGGAAGAAACAAUUUUACAUAGCUUCAAAAUGAACAUGUGAAGUUUAUUUUUUGAAAAGACUGCCAAAAGACAUCCUACAAAACCUUCCAGAAGCAUCACACUGUUAUUUUAAUAUAUCAAACAGUAUGGUAGAACUCUAGUAAACAGAAAAGU